UGAAGCUAACCUCAACCGAAUCGCACGUGCUAUAUGGCCGAGCAUUGUGUUAUAUUUUCAAAGUUCUUUCAAUAAACAGUGCCCGAUUAUAGGGCAUUGUUUACCCAAGUGAUUGCGUCGAUCGCCUAAAAUUAAGAGUAAGAAAAGAUACGUGUUAAUUCAUCAAAAUGACGGAGGUACUGCAGCCCGGUAACGAGACACUUUCUGAGAAGAAAAAGAAAAAAAACAAGGAUGGUGUUUCGUUGGGAGCUUUUCAGACGAUUGGCGACUUCAAAAUCGAACCUUCGGAGAGCGUGAAGAAGCUGGACACCGCUUACUGGCCUUUGUUGUUGAAAAACUUCGAUCGCUUAAAUGUGCGCACUAACCAUUACACGCCGCUACCAUUCGGCAACUCGCCUUUAAAACGCCCCAUCUCUGAUUACGUCAAAUCUGGCUUCAUUAACGUCGACAAACCGAGCAAUCCCAGCUCCCACGAAGUAGUUUCAUGGAUAAAACGUAUUUUAAAAGUCGAAAAGACUGGUCAUUCGGGCACGCUCGAUCCGAAAGUUACGGGUUGCCUUAUCGUUUGCAUAGACCGCGCCACGAGACUCGUCAAAUCACAACAGAACGCCGGCAAAGAGUAUGUAGCCGUUUUCAACUUGCAUUCAGCCGUAGAGAAUAUUCAAAAAGUCACACAGGGCUUGGAGAAGCUGCGUGGAGCUCUAUUCCAGAGGCCCCCGCUUAUAUCGGCCGUGAAGCGACAACUGCGUGUCAGGACGGUGUACGACAGUAAACUCCUGGAUUUCGACCAGGACAAGAAUAUUGGGGUGUUCUGGGUUAGUUGCGAGGCUGGAUCGUAUAUCCGGACGAUGUGUGUGCAUUUAGGUCUGAUGCUUGGCGUCGGAGGUCAGAUGAUCGAACUCAGACGAGUACGGUCCGGCAUUCAGGGCGAGAAGGAAGGCAUGGUCACGAUGCACGACAUCCUAGAUGCACAAUGGUCGUAUGAAAACCACAAAGACGAGACUUAUCUUCGUCGAGUAAUCAAACCUCUGGAAGGCCUCCUGAUUGCUCACAAAAGGAUAUUUAUCAAAGAUAGCGCCGUUAAUGCUGUUUGCUACGGAGCUAAAGUGCUGUUACCAGGUAUUUUAAGAUACGAAGACGGUAUCGAAGUUGACCAAGAAAUCGUAAUAGUCACCACUAAAGGUGAGGCAGUAGCGUUGGCCGUUGCUCUGAUGACCACGUCUACGAUGGCCUCAUGCGAUCAUGGUGUAGCCGCGAAACUAAAACGUGUCAUAAUGGAACGAGACACGUACCCCAGAAAAUGGGGUCUCGGACCGAAAGCUUCACAGAAAAAAAUCCUCAUACAACAAGGGAAACUUGACAAAUAUGGCAAACCAAAUGAGAACACACCAAAAGAAUGGUUAAACAGUUACGUCAACUAUAAUGUUAAGAAAGAACCGGAGAAUGGUGACGGUGUCGAGGAAGGCAGCAGAAAGCGAACGGCAAGCACAGCUAACGCAGAAGAUCCCGAUGUCUCCAUAGAGGUGAAGCAGGAAAAGAAGAAGAAGAAGAAAAAGAGAGAUAGUGAAGCCCCUGCCGAAGCAGACGCCACUAUGGAUACAUCGGAGUCACCAGAAACAGCAGAACAACCAGCAGAUGAUUCUGUACGCAAAGAGAAGAAAAAGAAAAAGAAGAAAGAUAAACAAGAGGUUGAUGAAUGAAUUUGAUGUUGCAAAACAAACAGUUUGUAGAUUUUAAACUGAGUUACGUUUAGAUUUGAAAGACAACAUUGUACAGCUUAUAUUAAGAAAUUGCAUUUAUGA
Messenger RNA from Bombyx mandarina (wild silkworm), 1802 nucleotides. It is a transcript of the gene Nop60B, whose product is annotated as dyskerin pseudouridine synthase 1 Nop60B. Gene Ontology annotation, biological process: snRNA pseudouridine synthesis; mRNA pseudouridine synthesis; box H/ACA sno(s)RNA 3'-end processing. The record is from RefSeq and is a predicted model, not a curated record. Lineage: Eukaryota; Metazoa; Arthropoda; Insecta; Lepidoptera; Bombycidae. Gene Ontology annotation, molecular function: RNA binding; pseudouridine synthase activity. Gene Ontology annotation, cellular component: box H/ACA snoRNP complex.